AUGCCUGAUUUGCAAUCCCAAAACCACGACGGAACUCAGGAAGAAACCAGAAUAUACGAAGACGUGUUGGUCAAUCCCGACGGCAGCUUUUUCCUGUUCUCGGACAGGCCGCCAGAGGACGUAUUCAAUUUCGGCCUACCAAUCGGACCCCGCGAAUCCUUUAUGCAGGUCCAAGAGGUCCGUCUCACCGCGCCGUCGGAACGGUCCAUCACCCAAGACAGAGAAGACGGCCUUUGCAUCUACUGCCAACUGCUCUUGCUCCCGGACGCACCCGAGUAUACCACGCACCAGCCGUGCAUGGGGUUGCUGAUCCGGAACUGGGACCGCUGUGUGCUCUGUAGGUUGAUUAACGUUAGCAUCGGACGUGCAAAUCCGGCUUGGAAAGCACAAUAUGAGGCUGGGCUGGCAGAUCUGUCGAGUCCGGAUACGCGUAUCUGGGCCCAGAACAAGAAGUUUGACAAGUAUUCCCUUAUAGUGGCGACUCUGGGUGGCCACUCGUCCAAGGAGGUUCGAGGGACGCCAAUUGUGUGGACUACGAGUAACAAACUAGGAACUUUGAGCCGUCGCCUGAUAUGGGAGGCCUACUACUCCUCUGAGCAGCACGAAGCAAGUGCGCGGCUCAACGUAAUCAAAGACUGGCUGCGCGAAUGCCAAUCCAAACACACCACUUGCAAUCAACUGGCAAGUCAAGGUAGCCGACCACUCCCCACCCGCGUGCUCAGGAUCACCCCGCAGAACGCAACUAUACCCUUCACCAUCCAGCUGCACGAGCCGGACGGCGAGAGUGCACCAUACAUCGCCCUAAGCCACUGUUGGGGAAAGUCAGGCCCUCUGAGGACGAUAAAGUCGAAUAUCGAACAGCACAAACAAGCAAUCGUGUUUGAAGCUCUGCCAUUGUCUUAUAGAGACGUCGUGGUAAAGGCGUGGUACCUCGGCUUCCAAUAUCUCUGGAUAGACUCCCUCUGCAUCAUACAGGAUGACAACGACGACUGGGAAGCCGAGGCGGCGCGGAUGGCCGCCGUCUACUCCAACGCGACACUCACCUUUGCGGCCACCGAGGCCGCAGACCCGUCCGAGGGUUGCUGUCCCCGCUACAGCAGAGCCUUUCCGAUACCUCUAGAAGGCGACGACAAAGCCCUCGUCCGUUUCCAGGACAACCUAAACCUAAACGGCGGAGACGCCGCGCUCAACACCCGAGGCUGGGCCUUCCAGGAAGCCGCCCUAUCCAGGCGCAUGGUCUGUUUUGACAACGACCAGCUGCUGUGGAAGUGCACCAGCAGGCACGAGUCCGAGGACGGCCUGCGGGUCGUCUCCGAGGCCACCCCAAACACGGGCGACUGGAAUGUCUGGGCCUGUCUUGCGCAACUGGGCAGCGGCAAACCGAGUUACGUUUUUUGGUACAAGAUGAUGGAAGACUACUCCGGCCGGAAGUUCACUUUCGAGAAGGACAAGCUCCCGGCGCUGGCGGGUAUUGUGGAGGUCUUCGAGGACCACGUCGACGACGCGCCACUCGUGGGUCUCUGGCACGGAGACAUUCUGGACGGGCUCCUCUGGCGUGCCCACGAGCCUGGAGAGCGAGUCUCUUUCUCGGGCGUGGUGCCUUCUUGGUCGUGGACCUCGGUUAGCGGCCGGGUCUCCUGGGGAGGCUCAUUGAUUAGUAUCCUGCCAGAGGGCCAGUUGAAAGUCAUCUCGGUGGGGGUUGACUGGGCUGGGCGCCCGAUGACUUCUCCGAUCUCAGGGGCGGCCCUAGAGGUCCAUGGGCGCCUAAAGAAGGCAAAGGUCGUCAGGAGCGCCAACCUCGUGUACCUGCACGAGAUCGACGAGUCCUCCUCUGAGUCUUCGGAGCUGCGAACAUCUGAAAAUGGACAAGAGGAAACACUCUCUAGACCAGAGAUUCUGGGAUAUUGUCACUUGGAUGUGGUCAAUCCCGUGGGUCCCCACAUUUGGUGUCUCGAGGUGUAUCAGGGCCUCCAACGACCAGGGCCGGAGUGUCCACGGAAUCUCGCUCACCGAGUGCUUCUUCUGGAACCUGUGAAUGAAGUCAAGAGUGAAUUCAGCCGAGUGGGAGACGACGGGGUUAUGGGCAGUGCGGUAAAGGAGACAUUUCUGGGGGUCCCCCGACGCACGGUUACAAUUUUAUAA
Molecule: messenger RNA, 2142 nt
Organism: Chaetomium fimeti
Lineage: Eukaryota; Fungi; Ascomycota; Sordariomycetes; Sordariales; Chaetomiaceae
Product: HET domain protein
Exons: 4
Coding region: 1-2142 (713 amino acids)
Source: RefSeq, a predicted model, not a curated record